GCUGGGAGCGGGAGCUGCGGGACCGGGGUACGGCUCACUGGGGAAAAUGGCGGCGGUACAAUUGGAAUCCCUGGAAAAGUGUCUGGAAAGGCAUGUGCCCCCGGAGGAGCUGCGGGAAGUUAGGAGGAUUCUGUACGGUAAAGAGACGAGAAUGUUGGAUUUGCCUCUGUGUGCCCUGGAAACAGCCGUUGAGAGGGAUUUUGAACUUAAAGGCUUAGGGUUUGAGGCAGCCCCAGAGCAGCUGCGUCAGCCCAGGAUUGUGCGGGUGGGAAUUAUUCAGAAUAAGAUUGUUCUUCCUACCAAUGCACCUGUUGCUCAGCAGGUUGCAGCAAUGCACAAACGGAUUGGAGACCUUGUGGAAGCGGCUGCCAUGUGUGGAGUAAACAUUGUCUGUUUCCAGGAAGCCUGGACUAUGCCGUUUGCAUUUUGUACCAGAGAAAAGCUGCCGUGGACAGAAUUUGCAGAAUCGGCAGAGGAUGGACCUACGACUAAAUUUUGCCAAGAGCUUGCUAAGCAGUAUAACCUGGUUGUGGUGUCACCAAUAUUGGAACGAGAUGAGGUGCAUGGAGAAACCUUAUGGAAUACUGCAGUGGUGGUUUCUAACUCUGGGCAUGUUCUUGGGAAGACCAGGAAGAAUCACAUUCCCAGAAUUGGAGAUUUUAAUGAGUCUACCUAUUACAUGGAGGGGAAAACAGGACACAGAGUGUUUCAAACACAGUUUGGACGGAUUGCUGUUAAUAUCUGCUAUGGUCGCCACCACCCAUUGAAUUGGUUGAUGUUCAGCAUUAAUGGAGCUGAAAUUAUCUUUAAUCCCUCGGCUACUGUGGGAGAUCUGAGUGAGCCCAUGUGGCCUAUUGAAGCAAGAAAUGCAGCCAUUGCCAAUCAUUGUUUUACCUGUGCCAUCAACAGGGUAGGAAUGGAACAUUUCCAGAAUGAAUUUACUUCAGGUGAUGGUAAGAAAGCUCACCGUGAUUUUGGCUAUUUCUACGGCUCAAGUUACAUUGCUGCUCCUGAUGGUAGCCGCACCCCAAGCCUGUCCCGUACCCGAGAUGGCCUGCUUAUUGCUGAAAUGGCUAAUCUGUGCAGACAAAUCAGUGAUAAAUGGGCCUUUAAGAUGACAGGCAGAUAUGAGAUGUAUGCUGAAGAACUGGCCAAGAUGGUGCAGCCUGACUUUGAGCCCAACAUUAUCAAAGAGUAAAGGCAUUAAUUCCACACAAGGUUCUGCACUAACACUGGGAAUACAAUAUUUAACUUUUUAAUCAGCUCAAGCACUUUCACUAAUUUGAGGUUGGAAUGUUUUGAUAUGCUAAUGAGUUUGCAAUGAUUUCUCUGUGUUUUUUGUCUGAAUUGUCUGAUGCUCUGGACUAUUCGGAUUGUCCAUCCUUGUUUAACCAGGAAACAAUUCAGUGCAUCAGAAGUUAAAACAGUCAGUGUUGCCCUCACAGGAUCCUAUAUCUCAGCAUUCUGAGCAAUGACUUUUGGCUGCUUUCCAGUCUACUUCAGUGUCAGCUAAGUAUUUAACUUAUUUUACCUGCCCAUCAACACACUCAGGUUCCCACUGUUGCUUAGAAUAUUUGUCUGUUUAAUUUUCCUGAAAUUUGAUAUUGUUGCCAGUAUGUUGGACACUUGAUACUUUAUCCAAAUUAUACUAUAAAUCAGGGAUGUUAUCAGAUUGCCUUGAUGCCACUGUGCUUUGGACACUUUCUCUCUCUGGGACUUUGAUCAUUUCACUGAAUGGAAACAUACUGUUAGAUAAAGUCCACUCAUUGUGUUCUGAGCUGGCAUCAUCUUGUCUUCACUUUCCGCCCCCUCCCCCCAACUCUGCUCACAAAUCUUUACUCAGCCAUGAUUUCCUCUAUCCACAAUUCUAGAUGUUUCUUGUGGCACAAUUCGGCAAUGUGCCUGGGACGUCCUCCUGACAUGAAGAGCUUUACAAAUGUGAUGUGUUGUUGUCACGCCACUUCAAUUUCCAGUGGUUGCCGGAGCAACAUCCAAAAUCUCUCAUGAACACCAAAGAACAUAUUGAUCUCUUAUUAUUAGCAAAAGCAAUUGGAGAACUAUCUUUCCUUUGAGCCCAGCGAUGUCAGUAGCAGCUAGGAGAACAUCUUGAUGAUGAUUCAGCAUGUUCACUAUUGAACCAUAAAUGGAAUGAGGCCUGUGGAACUCCUGUAAUCUCUAUUUAACACUAAUCACUACACAAACCUGCCCACCUCCAAGCUUGGUCUCAGCCGCUGACGAUGAAUGAGCGUGGUCCUGUAACCCAAUGCUUCCAUAAUAUAUACAGAAUUGUGUAAUUGUCAAUGUAUUGCAACAUCUGUUACUAUUACAAGUGCUGUGAUCCGAGCAAGCAUGUCAUUUUCUUAAUUCAAUAAAAAAAAUCUAAGGGGAAAA
Molecule: messenger RNA, 2391 nt
Organism: Callorhinchus milii (elephant shark)
Lineage: Eukaryota; Metazoa; Chordata; Chondrichthyes; Chimaeriformes; Callorhinchidae
Gene: upb1
Product: ureidopropionase, beta
Molecular function (GO): beta-ureidopropionase activity
Source: RefSeq, a predicted model, not a curated record